Messenger RNA from Mercenaria mercenaria, 661 nucleotides. RefSeq lists its product as uncharacterized. The record is from RefSeq and is a predicted model, not a curated record. Bases 81 to 449 code for a protein of 122 amino acids. Lineage: Eukaryota; Metazoa; Mollusca; Bivalvia; Venerida; Veneridae. The transcript has 3 exons.
GUGAGAGUUUAGUUUCUGAAUAAAAGCAACUACAGCUAAUGUCCUAAACACAUUUGUUGUAAGCCGAUAACUGGGAAAGUAUGAUGCUUACAUUCACAGUUCUUGUUGUUUUGUUAAUGGCAGGAAGAGCCACUUGUUCAGUUCUUGGACAUGGAUGUGCUACUGAUUUCGAUUGUCCACCGAUCGAGAGCUCUUGUACAAUGGCCUACCCGACAACAAUGGUCUUCGAGGACAGAGAAUGUGAAUGGUGCACUGUGUGUAUAGACGAAUCAAUACCACUUGACGAAAGCGGCUGCCCUGACAGACAGGUUAUGUGCCAAGGAUCCCGCACACCACCAGAGAACUGUAAAGCACAACUCGUCUAUUCUUACAACGAUAAAGUAUGCAAUUACUGUGACGAAGACAUUUGUAUUAACUUUUCGGAAACUCAAUUCGUCGGUUCUGCUUAACAAGAAUAAGUGAUAAUCCAACAUAACAGUCUCUCAUUCUUUCUAAAAGCUUGAUGUAUUAACUGUUGUUUAUGUAGUUGUGUUUUGAUUCGUAGAGAUGCGUCCAGAAAUUAUAUAUUGUAAACAUACGGAUACAACUCUUAUGGUACUGUUUGUCAAUAUUUAUUCAACUCGACCUCAUGUUCGAACUCUUCAUUAAACCAUCAGAUUCA